AUGAUGGAAUGCAAGAGGAUAGGUUUUAUCAUAUGUCUCUCAUCCCUCUUCUCAUUCUCCACCUCCUCAAGCCUUGACAAUGCUGGGAUUGGCGUUUACUGGGGCCAAGACAUUCGCGAAGGCAAGUUGAACACCACGUGCGACACUGGAAAUUAUGCGGUUGUGCUAUUAGCUUACCUCCGCCAAUUCGGCGAUGGCAGAAACCCGUUUUGGGACUUCAUCGGCCACGACGACGGUGUGGUAGCGUCCCAGAUAAAACACUGCCAGGUAGAACCAGACCACACAAAUCUUAGCUUUAAUCGCACAUAUUUAGCUAAGCUGUGUUUCUCCAUUGAUUCCCAGGCCAAAGGCGUCAAAGUGUUCCUAUCCAUCGGAGGACCCAUCACGUUUUACGAGUACUCCCUCAACUCCACCGAGGAUGCAAAGCGCUUCGCCAACUACCUCUACACCAGCUUUCUCAGUGGCCGAUUUGGUCCAAUCGGAAGAGUGGAGUUGGACGGCAUAGAGUUCCACAUCAGAGCCACAGAGGAUCACUGGGAUGACCUUGUCAAAGAACUCGACUUUUUCCGACGCACCAAAGGCCGAUACUUUCACUUGGUUGCUGCCCCUCGGUGUCAAAUCCCAGUUCACAAUCUUGGGAAAGCCAUCGCAACCAAACUUUUCGACCACAUCUUCGUUCAGUUCUACAACGACCCCUCUUGUGAAUACAACAUUGAGGACGGCACCAAGCCCUUGUUGGACUCGUGGGACAACUGGGUCAACUUGGUCGCGUCUAAUAACUCGCUGUUCCUGGCCCUGCCAGCGGACUCAAGUGAAGAAGAAAGUGGUUUCGUGGAACCGGAUGUGGUGAAUCUUGAGGUGCUUCCGCAUGUGAAGAAAGCCACCAACUAUGGAGGGGUGAUUCUGUACAACAGAUAUCGUGAUAUUAUAAGGAAUUUCAGCGGCGAGAUACUGCCCAAUGUGCCCAAAUCCUCUUUCUUCUUGAACACAAUGGGUCCUGUCUUUCCCUAUUUUGGGUAA
Messenger RNA from Sphenostylis stenocarpa, 1020 nucleotides. The record is from the annotation of a GenBank genome assembly. Lineage: Eukaryota; Viridiplantae; Streptophyta; Magnoliopsida; Fabales; Fabaceae.